Molecule: messenger RNA, 3361 nt
Organism: Homarus americanus (American lobster)
Lineage: Eukaryota; Metazoa; Arthropoda; Malacostraca; Decapoda; Nephropidae
Product: putative inorganic phosphate cotransporter
Exons: 10
Coding region: 1303-2871 (522 amino acids)
Biological process (GO): monoatomic anion transport; transmembrane transport
Molecular function (GO): transmembrane transporter activity
Source: RefSeq, a predicted model, not a curated record
UGGUGGGGCCCCGCAGUGGCUGAGUUGCCCCGGGCCCCGCACCCCCCUAGGGACGGCCCUGGUUAAAGGUUACAAAUAAGAUACUUCAAGUCAUCGAUUAGAUCUAGCCUAAUCUUUCUCAUAUAUCAGGUGAUGAUACAACGAGUUUAUCUGCGGUAGGUGUGUGGUCGGGCUAUCUUCCAGGGUAGUAAUCAUAUCAGGUUCCAUAUGUGACCUCAACAUAAUGGUCCAGAUACUCCUAUAGUUCAGAGCUCACCUUGGUCUACCUCCUGCCCGAUCACCUGCUCCCGGGAAAAUUGGCUGUCUCUAGUCAGCUGUUUGGAGGAUCAGUUCUGUGUCUCUAGUCAGCUGUUUGGAGGAUCAGUUCUGUGUCCAGUCAUCUGUUUGGAGGAUCAGUUCUGUGUCGAGUCAUCUGUUUGGAGGAUCAGUUCUGUGUCGAGUCAUCUGUUUGGAGGAUCAGUUCUGUGUCCAGUCAUCUGUUUGGAGGAUCAGUUCUGUGUCCAGUCAGCUGUUUGGAGGAUCAGUUCUGUGUCUCUAGUCAGCUGUUUGGAGGAUCAGUUCUGUGUCCAGUCAGCUGUUUGGAGGAUCAGUUCUGUGUCCAGUCAUCUGUUUGGAGGAUCAUUUUGCGUCAGUUCAACUGUUCAGAGUGCCAGCUGUGUUCAAGUUAACUGUAGGCGGGAUCAACUACGUCAAGGAUCGAAGCUUCAAAUGUCAGUUGUUGUGGUGGAUCAGCUGUUUAGAAGUCAAUCAGCUGUUUGAAUGCAAUUUAUUUUUCGAGAGUCCAAGUGUUCGGUUAGUUAAAUGUAAGAAAGAUUAUCUAAUUGAGAAAUCAACUUUACCGGAGGUGGGGUGUUCGGAAAAAUAAACUAUUUGAAAGAUUGGCUGUUCGGAUAUGAUCGUUUCGUGUUGUAAGAAUGUAAGGUGUGAGGGUCGUCUUGUUUUUCUGAAGGUUCAGUGUUCGGUCAUGUCAUGUAUAGAGGAGCCAAGUCAAUGAGAACGAAACGACUGGCUACACAAUUUAUUAACGAGUCUCCCAUCUCUCUGACGACAACAUGAGACAGCAACAAAAUGCCAAAAUAUAGCGAGACACAAUUAACACACAACAUCCACCAAAACACAAAGAUAUAGUAUAUUAAAGUAUUCAUUACUGUAUUGAAGAAAAAAAAUCCCCUGUUACCGUGACUGUCUGGAGAUUGAGGAGAUUUGGUCUGGGGAGCUGCCGAUGUUUACUUGAGAACGAAGGAAAUACUGCCGGAGUUCGUCUCAGAUUUGUGCAUCUUCUUGUUAGCUUGUGACCCGACCAUGAAGCCACCUACCCUUAAGGAACAGGGAUAUCUGCCGUCCAGGUACCUGGUGGCGUUGAUGGCGUUCCUGGGGAUGGUGUUCAAUUACAUGCUGCGGGUGAACAUCAACCUGACCAUCGUGGCCAUGGUGACCAACGACAACUCCACCAGCCCGGUCCAAGACGUCUGCCACUUCAAGGACGACAACGACCAAACAGAGGACUAUGAUGGGGAGUUCGACUGGGACGAGUGGACACAAGGUCUUAUUACUGGAUCCUUCUUCUGGGGUUACAUAUGGACGCAGAUACCCGGAGGACGGCUAGCGGAGGUGUUGGGUGCUCGCCGAGUAUUUGGUGGGGCCAUUUUAUCUGCUUCCAUCGUCACCAUGUUCGUACCUCUCGCUGCUAAGUCCAGUGCCUCUACCCUCAUCGCUGUCAGGAUUUUACUGGGGCUAUCUGAGGGUGCUACCUUCCCGUCCACCCACGCCCUCUUGGCCACCUGGGCGCCACCAUACGAACGCUCCACUCUCUCCACCAUCAUCUACGCUGGGUCACAGGCUGGUACCAUCAUCGGCUUCCCUCUGGCCGCCACCAUCAUAGACUCACUGGGGUGGGAGGCUGUUUUCUAUAUCCAGGCAAGUCUCACGCUGGUCUGGUGUGCCGGCUGGUUCCUCCUAGUAGCUGACACUCCUGAUUCUGACUCCCGCAUCUCCAAGGUUGAGAGAGACUACAUCUAUAACUCACUAGGAGGCAGCAAGGAGAAGAAGGCUCCCCCAGUACCCUGGAGGUCGGCCCUGACGUCACUACCGUUCUGGGCUAUCCUGGUGGCCGGGGUGGGAAACAACUGGGGCUUCUACACCCUGCUGACUGACCUCCCGCUCUACAUGAAGCAGAUGCUACAAAAAGACAUUAAGUCGAACGCGGUGUUGAGUGGUCUGCCUUAUCUGGGAAUGUGGAUCUUCAGUCUGGUGGUGAGCUCCGUGGGCGAUAGACUGAGGCAGAAUGACACCCUCUCCACCCAGACUGUCAGGAAGACUGCCAACACCAUCGCUCACGUUGGCCCGGCUAUCUGUCUGCUGUGCCUUUCCUUAGUCGAGUGUAACAGAGGGGCGACUAUUGCGUUGCUCUUCACAGCAGUCACUCUACAGGGUGGCAUCUACACGGGGUUUAUGGUCAACCACGUCGACAUCGCCCCGAAUUUUGCUGGCACGCUCUUCGGUAUCACCAACGCUGCUGCCACUAUCCCAGGCUGGGUGGCUCCUAUGACUGUUGGUGCUCUUACUAAUAACCAGCAAACGUUUGGUCAGUGGCGUAAGGUAUUUUUCAUCUCCGCGGGUAUAUUCGUGGUAGAUGCUCUGUUCUUCCUGUUGUAUGCCUCGGGGAAGGAACAGGAGUGGAACAAAGUGCCAGAGAAGUCGGUGAAGAAGGACCUAAAGGAUGCUGUUGUUACUGGACAAAAAAGUCCUCCGGGGGUUAAUAUGCUGCAGGAGGGUACCACAGACAUGCUGGACUCGGAGGCUUAUUCCAAAUACAUCUUAAACAGUAACUUCCGAAACUCUUACCAAAAUAAGGCCUUCCAGUCAGAGUAAUGGAGGGCACCUCGCGACACACACCAGACAUUACUAUCAACACAAGGAUAUAUAAUUGAAUUCUAAUAUGCCACAGUCUGCUCACACCUCAGUAUAGAAGUAAUUUAAUUGAAGCCAAAGUUCCAUAUCUUUACCUGACCAUAAAUUAGUGGAGGGAUAAAGGGGUCGUGUUCAAAAUACCUCCUUUGUAUUUUCUUGACUUGUGAUUGGCUUAUUCAGUUCCUCUUUAUCUUUUCUUGUUUUGUGAUUGGCUUAUGCAGUUUCCACUUUAAGUUAUUCUUAUAAUUUAUAAAUUAUCAACUCAACCCCUACAAGUGGUCUCAAAACUCAUCAUCAAAACGUAUAUAUAUAUAAUGUCUUACAAAAUGAACGUAAACAUGAUUUGUAAGUUCUCGUUGUAAUGUCAUAAAGAUACAGUUGAUUAGAAUAAAAUCUCUAGAAUUUUUAAGAAUUAUGUUGUGACAAUAAAGCGAUGUACGUUUGUUUUAAA